UAAAUAAAUAAAAUAUUGGAAAAGGGGAGGAGGGUGAGUAAAAAACGCGGCGACGAGAGUAAAACCCAGUUUCUCCGUUGCGUCAUCUCUCCGGCGAAAGCUUUUAGUGCCCUAAAUCCCCAUCGUCGCUCUUCCUCAAUCUCUCUUUCUCCACUGAUUCAACUUCUCCAUCCCACUCGUUUCCCUCGCCAUUGCUCGUCACAGUGAAGCCCUAGCUAUUUCCUUUUUCUCAACGGUGAAGAAGAGUUGGAAUUACUUAUUGCUUCUCUCAUGGGGUUUUGUUUGGGAUUGGUGAUUCUGUUCGGUGUUUCUAUCCGAGUUGAAGAUUAGGGUUUUUAGCCAGUUUCGCCGAUGGCCCCUGGGCGUAAAAGAGGAGCGAACAAAGCCUUGGCCAUAGGUGACCUGAGAUUGGGUGAUCUCGUUCUUGCUAAAAUCAAAGGCUUCCCUGCUUGGCCUGCUAAGAUCAGCCGUCCCGAAGAUUGGAAACAGGUUCCAGACCCAAAGAAACACUUUGUUUAUUUCUUUGGAACACAAGAAAUUGGUUUUGUUACGCCACCUGAUAUUCAAGUCUUCACUACCGAGGCGAAGGAUAAAUUAUUACAAAAAUGUAAAGGUAAAACAGUCAAGUACUUUGCACAAGCCGUAGAGGAAAUCUCCGCUGCAUUUGAAGAGUCGCAGAUUCACAAGUCAGAUAUAUUGGAUCCAGCAGUUCAUGACGGAAAAUCUGAUAAGUUUGAUUCUAGGUCUGAUCCUUGUCCCGGUAAAUUAGUUGAGGAUAAUGGUGCAGAGACAAAGCCUGGCUUAGGAGAGCAAGAUCCGUCUAAAUCAAAUGACAGAACCACAUCCCAGAGUAGUGAGCCGGUGGAGCAUGGAUCACUUGACCCUAUCUUAAAGGUAGCAGAUUCUAGGGAUAAAACUGACGGUGUCACUUGCACUGACCAUGGAAAGAAUUCGGCCAAUGGUCAGAGGAUAAUCAAGAAGACAGCUGGUGACACGAAGAAAAGAAGUAAAGAUGAGGUUCAUAGAGCCAAACGUGUGCCUGAUAAUCGAGCAGCUACUGACAGUCAUCUCCUAGGCCAGAAAAAGGGCAAUAAAAAGGGACAAGAGCAUGGCAGUAAAAUAGAAUCUUUUGACAAUAAGGUUGUUUUGGAUGUGAAAAUCGCUAGUUCUAAAAAGUCGAAAGAGUUGCUGAAAGAGAAACCUAUCGCCCGAGUCUGUGGUGAGAUUUUAGAGAAGAAAAAAAAAUUUGAAAGCAAACUAGGAAAGUCUGCAUCAGGAGUAGAUGAUAGUGAACGUGCUGCUAAAAGGCCACGGUCUGAAGAUGCGAAGGAUCAAAAACAAUGUAAGAGAAAACAUCUUCUUCCUGUUAGUGAAGGCAAGGCUGAAGUAUCUGAUUCUACUGGCGUUGUAUCUAGUCUAAAGCCUGAGACUGUGUUAGGUGCCCAGGGAGGAAAAAAUCAAUUUGAUAAGGAAGCAGUCGCUUAUACUAAGCGCCGCAAAGAGACAGUGGAGCACACAAGUGUUUCCUCUUUUUCUCGGUCUCUCAAUAAAGAGGGGACAAAUCAUCCUGAAAAGAAGAUAACUUCAUCUUCUGAUAGCGAUGUGAAGGUUCCAGCUGCUCAGCUGCCGAAGAGACGGAGGGCGGUUUGUAUCUAUGACGAUGAUGAUGAUGAUGAAGACCCAAAGACUCCAGUUCAUGGAGGACAUACCAAUGUUCCCAAAGCUAAACUAGCUUCUACGGGUGGUCCUAAAAGUGCUUAUGCAUCCCAUGAUACUUCUAUUAAAGUAAAGCUAUUAGCUGGAUCUGCAGAAAGUGCAAAAACUGGGAAAGUACAUCUGUAUCAACAAAACAAGAAAAUGGAGGGGUAUAACUCACCUAUGGGAAAACCAGUCAAGGCGUUUCUCCCAAAGAAUAUCAAGCCGAACUUGAGUUCUCCUAAAAAUUCCCAUCAGUUGGUUUCAUUUAAGAAACAGGUGACAGGACAAAAUAAAACUCCAAAAGUCUCUGGUUCAGGAAUGCCAGAUAGCGUGGAGGGUCCUUCAAACAGCUCCUCUGUGGGAAAACCAUUCAUCGAGCUGCCUCCACAGAAUGUCAAGCAGAUAUUUAGAUCUCCUAAUAAGUCUUCUCAGUUGUUUUCAACUAUGGAGCAGGUGGCAGGACAGAAUAAAGUUACGAAAGUCUCUGGUGUGGGGAUCCCAAAAAAAUGCCAAGGUGAUUUUUCCAAGGACGCAAUGGCUGGUUCAGAUAUAUUAAGCUCUUCUCAUUCAGAGACAACAAAUCAGAGAAGCAAACCAGCUUUGGAAGAAAACCCAACAGGCACUCCAAAAGUUGCAACUUGUCUGAACGAUGUUGGAGUGUCAACAGGCAUUUCUGUGAACUUGUCCGCUGACAUUAUUACUGGCAAUCAAGAAAAUGGAAGUGCCACAUUGAUCAGUUCUUCGAUGCCAGAUUCUUCUUCAUCUAUGAAGCAUCUAAUUGCAGCUGCCCAAGAAAAAAGAAAACAAGCACAUUCACAUACUUCACCUAUUGUGAAUAUUGACCAUAAUUCCUUUACCAUCGAUCCAAUGCAGACAAGUCAAAGCCCUUUCAUGGUUCAGAAUGUUUCAUCUUCUGCUGGCGAUGCCAUGCUGAUUGUUGCUGAGGAACCUCAAGAAGAUUCUACUCCAUCAAUUCAUGGCCACCAAUCCUCAUCAAGUAACCAAGUGGGGACUGAAGAGAAGGAAGAGAGAAGAUUUAGUUCAGGGCAUAGGUCGGUUGAGGGUUCACUGAGUGGUGCCACUGAGGCUGCGAUUUCUCGAGAUACGUUUGAGGGAAUGCUAGAGACCUUAUCCAGAACUAAGGAAAGUAUUGGACGUGCAACACGCAUGGCAAUUAAUUGUGCCGAGUAUGGGAUUGCCAGUGAGGUUGUGGAACUUCUCAUUCGAAAGUUGGAAAUUGAGCCUCAUUUUCGUCGUAAAGUGGACUUGUUCUUUCUCGUUGAUUCGAUCACCCAAUGUUCCCAUAAACAAAAAGGUAAAACAGGCGGUUUGUAUAUUCCUACUGUGCAGGCAGCCCUUCCACGCCUUCUAGGAGCUGCUGCUCCUCCAGGGACUGGUGCUCGUGAAAAUCGUCAUCAAUGUCGCAAGGUAUUGAGGUUGUGGCUUAAGAGGAAGAUUUUCCCAGAUUCUCUUUUACGUCGUUAUAUUGGUGAUAUUGGUGCUUCUGGUGAUGAUAAAACUGUUGGGUUUUCCCUACGACGUCCUUCUAGAUCUGAGCGUUCUGUAGAUGAUCCUCUAAGGGACAUGGAAGGGAUGCUUGUUGACGAGUAUGGGAGCAAUGCAAGUUUUCAGCUGGCAGGCUUUUUAUCUUCUCACAAUUUUGGAGAUGAUGAAGAAGAUGAGGAUCUUCCAAGCACAUCACAUGAAGUUAAAAACACACAUAUAGAAGAACCAGUCCAUGCGUUAGGCAAGUUAGAGGCACAUGAUAGUUCGAGUGAUAAACCUCACUGUGUAGUAGAUGUCAGUGGUGUACGUGAAAUGGAAGAUGCGUCUUGUCAGCUGACAGAUGACGUACCUUCGUAUGUCUGUGGGAUUGGAGCGAAGGAGGACUCACCGGCUGCAACCUAUGCGACUGAGAUCCCUCCUUUUCCAGCAUGUUCUCCUUCGCUACCUCAUGAAUCGCCUCCAUCUCCCCCUCCUCUACCUCCUUCUCCACCACCGCUGUCUCCGCCUCCACCCCCUUCAUAUCCAUCGGAGCUGCCAUUUGCGCCACCUCCCUCUGAUCAUUUUUUUACUCCACCACCCGCUCCAUUGGCACUUCCACCGUCUUCACAAUCUAUAGCUCUAACUCGACCGUCAAUGCCUAGCCAUCCUUCAUUACUAAAUAAACCAGGAUUCACUAACCCAGCACAUGCAUCAUUUCAACAUGAAUACCAGAUAUCUAUGCAGUGGAACCAACAGCUUCGGCCGAGCAAUACCUCUUUUCUACAGAGACCUGUGAUUAGGAAUCUUGCCCCAGCACCAUCCAGCCAUUUUCCGUUUCCAAGCCUUCAAUCAGAACCCCAGCGUUCCUCCUUUCCUCAUCCUUACCCUUUUCCUUCUCAGUCAGUUGAUGGGCAGCGACAUAUGAAUGAGGAAGCAUGGCGGAUGUCUUCAAAUGGACGUAAUGCAGAUACUCUAAAUGGAGCCUGGAUAAGUGGAAGAAAUCCAUUUCCAGGCUCUCUUACUGUUACAGACGGUUUCUUUCAGCCGCCUCCCGAAAGACCUUCAGGGACAAUGAGCUAUCAGUUUGCUGCUGAUAACGUGCAAGGUGGCCCGACAAUUACAGGUCAUGGUGCUUCGCAGAUGCUUCCAUCUCGGCCAGACGUACCUUUCACGGCUCGAUGGAGGCCACCCUGAAGUUAAGUUCGAAAUAGAGAACCUGCACUUUCUUCCAUAAAGGGAUUUUUUGGCGGUAUAUUCACUUCCAGAGGCAUCAAAACUCUGCAGACUAUUGUCAGGAUAUUGCUAUAUGUUAUAAUUGUUCCUGACGAAUGUAUCACCGGAUCAUAUUCUUCACAGUAUAUGCCCUAGUUUCUAAUUUGGUUGUCUAGGCUGAAUGCCUUAGCAGGAACGAUGACGCAUGCAUUUCUCAACAACUGUGACUCCAUUUACCCGGUUUUACAAGAAUAUCCGUAUCGUUAUCUUGUGCACUGCUUAUCUGAAGUUGUUGAGGACUUGAGGUUUUACACUGGAACCCGGAGUGGUGGAAAUGGCGUCCUGUUUGGAUCAAAUUUCGGCGUAAUCUCGAGGUUUUUGAUUAGAUUUUGUGGAACCAGAGUCAUUGGGAUUAACUCAGACUUAGAAGCUUAUGAUUGGUUCUCUGAAGUCGGCAGGUUAGGUUUUUCUUUUGCAUUCUCUCUUUGAAAGGUACAGUUGUCAAAAAGAUUCACCAUUUAGUAAAUACUUGUUUGAGCAUCUUUUUUCUGGUUAGAAUUAUUUUCAAUAAAAAAGCAUUGAUAAAGCUAUAAGUAUUCUAAAAUUUUGUGUUCAUAAAAUAGCUACGAAGAGUCAAAACCGGUUAAAGCGCAUCUCUAUAUCAUGUUAAACGAUCUACUAGAAUAUUCUAGAACUGAAAAGAUCUAGCUCAUCUCACUGUCAUACAAGACUAUGGGACUUUGAUAAAGUGAUUUCAAUAAAUAAUGUUUGUCUACAUGAAGUGAAAUUGGAUUUGCCAAAACUGUCUAAUUCUGAGCAAAAAGGUUCGAACUUAUACACAUAUGUUGCAAGUUGUGCUAUUAAAUUUUUUACAGCAACAGCAGAAAAAACCCCAAAAGAAUGUCGGUAAGUGUAGAGUGGUUGUGGUGGUGUGACGCGUUGGUAGCAGUAGUAAUGGCGAUAGCAUGAGCGAUGACAGUGAUGAAGUCGUAAGCGGCGAUGGAAAAAAAAAAACAGAAGCAUUGGUUGUGCCAGCCAGAAGCAGCCGUGACGGAACAGUGUCUACUUUUGUAGAUGUUUGAUUUUAUAUAACACUUGCAAAUUUUUAUGUACAUUAGUUUGUUGGAUUACGCUUUGUAGUUUAUUGUUGAUUGUUGAGAUAUAAUUAGAUAAGUUAGAUCUACUCGCAAAAAACUAGCCCAUAUUGAUUUAAAAAUUCAGUCUAAAA
This is a messenger RNA of Camelina sativa (false flax), 5623 nucleotides long. NCBI's taxonomy places the organism in Eukaryota, Viridiplantae, Streptophyta, Magnoliopsida, Brassicales, Brassicaceae. The record is from RefSeq and is a predicted model, not a curated record.